GUAAGUAUAGGUUGCCCUGAGAAGAUGGAACCCAUUACAAAGGUGUCACACAUUCCUGCUAGCAGAUGGGCUCUGUCUUGUAGCCUUUGCAAUGAGCGGACUGGGACAUGUAUUCAGUGCUCAAUGGCUUCCUGUAUAACAGCAUUCCAUGUGACAUGUGCAUUUGACCAUAAUUUGGAAAUGAGGACUAUUCUUGCAGAGAAUGAUGAAGUCAAGUUUAAGUCCUAUUGCCUGGAUCACAGCAGCACUAUCACCAAUUCCUGCAGCAAACGGGACGAAGCCAUGAGCAAAUUGAAUGAGGCACGGCAGCUCUCUGCGACCACUGAAGGGAUGGUGGAGGUGAAUCAGAGCGAGUGUGACCUGGAGAAAGCAAGCCUGAGGAAACAGAAGCUGCAACAACUUGAGGAGGAGUUCUAUGAACUAGUAAAUCCCUCCGAUGUGGCCCAGCAGCUGCAGAUGUCUGAUGUCCUGGUGGAUUUUUUCUAUCAGUACUGGAGACUCAAGAGAAAGUCAAAUUUCAACAAGCCGCUGCUGGCUCCAAAAACUGAUGAAGUGGACAAUCUCGCCCAGCAAGAACAGGACAUCUUAUACCGGCGACUGCGGCUCUUCACACAUCUUCGACAAGAUUUGGAGAGGGUCAGGAAUUUGUGCUACAUGGUAACGCGGAGAGAGAAAAUGAAACAAUCGGUUUGUAGACUUCAGGAGGAAAUAUUCCACCAUCAGACCAAACUGAUCGAAGAAAAUCUGCAUCGAG
Messenger RNA from Rhincodon typus (whale shark), 754 nucleotides. RefSeq names its product E3 ubiquitin-protein ligase Jade-2. The annotation marks the transcript as partial. The transcript has 3 exons. Lineage: Eukaryota; Metazoa; Chordata; Chondrichthyes; Orectolobiformes; Rhincodontidae. The record is from RefSeq and is a predicted model, not a curated record. Gene Ontology annotation, cellular component: histone acetyltransferase complex. Gene Ontology annotation, biological process: regulation of transcription by RNA polymerase II.